Messenger RNA from Pisolithus orientalis, 2352 nucleotides. RefSeq lists its product as uncharacterized. Gene Ontology annotation, molecular function: poly(A) binding; mRNA 3'-UTR binding; poly(U) RNA binding. Lineage: Eukaryota; Fungi; Basidiomycota; Agaricomycetes; Boletales; Pisolithaceae. The transcript has 11 exons. The coding region runs from base 1 to 2352 and encodes 783 amino acids. Gene Ontology annotation, cellular component: cytoplasmic stress granule; ribonucleoprotein complex; cytosol. The record is from RefSeq and is a predicted model, not a curated record.
AUGGCUUCUGGAUAUGCUUCCCCGCCCGCGCAAGAAGGCGGAGCUCCACUGCCCCACCCUUACCUUCACGAACCUUUGCUCUACGUUUCCAAUCUCCCUCCCUACGCCACGGAUGAAAAUGUUGCUAUGACUUUCCAGUCGUGUGCUCCCUUCAGACCAACUAUCCCACGCGACGGCAGCAAUCGCCCUCUUAGUGGAACCAUCGAGUUCAAGUUCCUCGAGAAAGCUGAAAAGGCACUCGCCACCCUACAAUCACGUCCCAUCCAAGGACUUCAACCCCCCGUGCUCUUGGUCCUCUCACCAUAUCCACCGACCAAUCCUCCUACACCCCUUCACACAACUGCUUCUCCACGGCUUGUCAAACAUCUUCCUAUAGGCUACACGGAUUCUCAACUUUACGAUCUGUUCCGACCAUUUGGUGCUAUUGCGUCCGUUCGGAUGCAAACUGGUUACGGUAGCGACACUGGUGUCGUAGAGUUCUGGCGAGAAGAGGAUGCACGUGUCGCAGAGGAGGCUAUGCACUGCUUCGACGUCGAAGGCCAAAAUAUUGCUGUAACUGUAUAUCAGAACAGGAGAUCCAGUGGAGGACCGACAGAAUUCAGCGCUCACGCACCUGCUUUUGUGCCGUCAGGCUCCGUUUAUCCAUACCCAACACAGUAUUCCCCGCCUCGCGCAACUCCGUACGGGGCAAGAAGCUCGGUCUUUAUUCAUGGACCAGGCCAGCAGGUUCAAUUAGCUCCUUUGUCCGGCCCUGGCUCCAAUAGCCACAGUGGCUUGAUUGACCCUUGUAACCUUUUCUGCAAGAACCUCGAUCCCGAGAUCGAUUCGAACCAGCUCUUUACUCACUUUCGUCAGUUCGGCCAGAUUGUUAGUGCUCGUGUAAUGCGUAAUGAGGCCGGUGAUAGCCGUGGAUUCGGCUUUGUUUCGUACCAAACACCGGAGCAAGCCGCGGCUGCUAUGCAUGCCAUGAACGGUGCCGUCCUGGGUUCUAAACAGAUUGUUGUCAGACUCCAUGAACCCAAGCAAUUACGACAGGAAAAACUAGCGCAACGCUUUCGUGGGGCAACGAGUCCAACCGCUAGUGAGACUGGUGAAAGUUAUGUCGGCUUCUCUAGUCCCCGUCACUCUGUGCUCGGGUCCCCUAUUAUUGGGCAUGAUCGUCCGGACAGAGGCAGGAGAGGCUCUGGCAGUUAUUACAACGCUGCCCUCUCUGGAACUUUGAACCUCCCAAUGCGUUACGAUGAUUUGGCGGCUCUUUCACCUGUUGUAAGAAAGGAGGUGCUCACGGGUGAAUUGAGCAGACGCCUCAAAGCGAGCGAUUCGCUACCGGCCGAUGAAGUAGACGCUGUCGUCGAGUCAUUGGUUGGCCUCUCUCUCAGCGAGGUGGUUGCUGGUAUCCACGAUCCUGCCAAGCUUGUAGAUCAAAUUGCGAAUGCUCGCAAUGCCCUAUGGAAGUCGAAGUCACCGUCUCCCGCUAAAUCGCCAUCCCCGGCAGCUUCCCAGGAUUCUCGCGUUUUGGAUGCAAAUGCUCUUAAUGCGACGGCAUCCGCUCCGGAGCAUCCAUCGACUCCAAUUUCUGUCUCCGCGUCCAUCUCAACCCCGCCCCGUACAUCUUCACCGUCGGGCUCUGUACCACCCAUCUCCGAGAAGGAUCGUAUGGCUGCUGCUGUAGCCAAGCUUGAGCCAUCCAGACAAGCCGAACUUACCGAACUUCUCAUGAGUUUGCCUAAGCGUGAGCGCGCCAUGUGCCUCUUCAAUGUUGAGAUCCUUAGAGCCAAGGUUGCUGACGCGAAAAUGGUCCUCGACUGUUCCGAGGGAGAGGAAGAACCACCGCAACAGCCGAAGGCCGAGCCCACGCCAGCAGUCCCUGAAGUACCUGUUACACCACAAGCGAAGAAGACCACAACUUCGGCCCUCGAAGAUUCUCCACAUACCCCAGCGCUAUCCUCACGUGGGCCAUCAGCAGCUUCCUCUCCAGCACCAGCCACACCAGCCUCGUCUACACAUACAAUCGCAUCUCUGGCCCGCCUUCCCGCGAUCGAUAUUAUCAAGCUGGCAAACUCGCCCUCGGCCACCGGUCUGCCAUUACCAAAACCUGACCCUUUGGUUGUAAAAGCAACCGAUGAGUUUAUUGAUGGCCUAUUAGACAAACCCAUACAGACCCAGAAGCAAAUGCUUGGUGAUAAAUUGUGGAGAGCGAUUAAGUCAUUCGGGAUCAAAGGAGCUCCUAAACUCACCAUUGCCCUCUUGGAUCAAGAAGAUCUGCGUGCCCUCGCACAUCUUAUGAACAGCUACCCUUCCAUCCUUAAAGAAAGGGUUUUACUCCAAGCCUCGCAAGUUGGUGGCAAGUAA